Molecule: messenger RNA, 2369 nt
Organism: Rana temporaria (common frog)
Lineage: Eukaryota; Metazoa; Chordata; Amphibia; Anura; Ranidae
Product: E3 ubiquitin/ISG15 ligase TRIM25-like
Exons: 1
Coding region: 2-1588 (528 amino acids)
Molecular function (GO): protein binding; zinc ion binding
Source: RefSeq, a predicted model, not a curated record
GAUGGCGUCUGCUUAUCUGAGACAAGAGCUGGACUGUUCCAUCUGUCUGAACAUUUAUACAGAUCCUGUAAUGCUGACAUGUGGACACAACUUCUGCCGGGUCUGUAUUGAUCGUGUGUUGGAUACACAGGAGGGGUCUGGAGGUUAUUCCUGUCCUCAGUGCAGAAAAAGGUUUAGGGGUCAUCCUACACUGAAGAGGAACAAAAAACUGCAUAAGAAAGUGGAGACUUUACGAUCUAUUUAUCCAGAUCAGAAGACGACUGGAAUCUUCGGUACACAAUGUAUUCACUCUCCUGUACCUGCUGUUAAAUCCUGUCUGCUGUGUGAAGCUUCUAUAUGUAAUGAUCACCUGAGAGUCCACAGCAAGUCACCAGAACAUGUCUUAACCGAUCCCACCACUUCCAUAGAGAACAGAAAAUGCUCCAUCCAUAGAGAACUUCUUAAAUAUUACUGCACUGAGGACUCUGCCUGUAUCUGUGUGUCCUGCAGGCGGGAUGGAGAACACCGGGGACACAAGGUGGAGACUCUGGAUGUGGCCUCUAAAAAGAAGAAACAGAAACUGAGAAAUGUUCUGCAGAAACUGAUGACAGAGAGAGAGGAGACAGAGAAAAGAGUCCAGAGUCUGCAGGAUCGCAGGAGAAAAGUACAAGAAAAAUCAGCCAGUCUAACAGAGAGAGUCACUGCCCUGUUCAUAGAGCUCAGGAGACAUCUGGAGGACCUGGAGAAGAGAGUCUGGAGGAACAUCUCCAGCCAGGAAGAGCGGAUCUCAUUGUCUGAUCUGAUCCAUCAGCUGGAAAUAAAGAAGGAGGAUCUGUCCAGGAAGAUGGAGGACAUUGAGAAGCUGUGUAACAUGACUGACCCACUGGCUGUCCUACAGGAAUCAGACACAGGGGACUUGUGUGAUACUGAGGAGGGAGAUAAUGAGGACAGAGAGAGACACGAUAGACUCCUCCAUGAUGGAGGGGAUCUGGAUGUGUCGGGAAUCUCGCACACAUUACACACAUGGUUAUCUGAUAUGAUAAAAGGGGUAAAUGUAUUCUUCAAUAUACAUGAAGCUUCAGACAUAUUACUGGAUGUGAACACAGCUCAUAAUAAUCUACAGAUAUCAGAUGACAUGAAAACUGUAUCCUGGUCAGAUAUAGAGCAGAAUCGUCCAGAAACACCGGAGAGAUUUCAGUUCUGGUUCCAGAUAUUAAGCCGUCAGAGUUUUUCCUCGGGGCGACAUUACUGGGAAGUGGAUGUCAGUGAGUCAGGAGAUUGCAGCGUUGGGAUGUGUUAUCCCAGUAUAGAGAGGAGAGGAGACGAGUCAUGGAUUGGAUAUAAUAACAAGUCCUGGGUUUUUCGCACAUAUAGCGGUGGGUGUUGUCUAAUACAUGACAAUAAACAGAUCAGCACAUCUCCCGAUCUCUCCAGUAACAGAGUCAGGAUCUAUGUGGAUUAUGAGGCCGGGCAGCUGUCCUUUUAUGAUCUGUGUGACCCGAUCAGACACCUCCACACCUUCACCACCACCUUCACUGAACCCCUCCAUCCUGUGUUAUGGGUAUGGAAUGGUCAUUUAAAGCUAUCUGGAGGGUCAGAAGAUGUGUAAAAUGAUUAUAUUACAGGAAAUCUGAGCUGAAUCUGGUGAGAAAUGUGAUUCUGGUUCAUAGGAUGACACAGUUUGUACAGAUAACAUAUUUCUCCAAUCGGUGGAUCUGGUAGAUCUCCGCACAGUAGAGUCUCCUCCAUCACUUCCACAUCCAAUAAGACAAAGGUGGAUUGUGGGGGGUUUAUUUAGCGUUAGGCUGACCAUACACUAUAAACCUGUUUUAGAUUUAUCAUCAACUAUGUCAUCCUAGUAUUUGCAUGGAUGCAAUCUUAAUGGAUAAUGUGUCCUUUUUUUUUUUUUGUUGGCUUUUUGGUAAAUCUAAGGCUGACUUUACACUAUACAAUCUGAUUGUACAAUCUUCAUUAGAUCUACCAUCAGAUAUGUAGUAUAAGGCCUGCCUGAUUUUAACUAAUUCAAAAGCACUGUUUAUCUUCAUAUGACAUCAUUUUGGUAACGCUAAAGGAGAUUUGGUUGUAUAGUCCCUUUAGCUUUACCAAAACGAUGUCAUAUAACCAUUAACUUAAACGGUGCUUUGAAUUAGUUAUAACCAGGCAGGCCUUAUACUACAUAGCUGAUGGUAGAUCUAAAACAGGUUGUAUAGUGUACGAUCAGAUUUAGGCAUUAUAUUAAAGUUUAAGGUUAAAUUUAAAGGUAUUAAAGAUUAAUUUAACUUUUAAGUUCAUCUUGGAAUGAGUGGGGAGAUAUUAGAGCUCAUGCCAGUCUUUAUUGCUGUCUUUGUCCCCAUUAGGGAGACUCUGGGCCAGAUUCAGGUACAUUUACG